Molecule: messenger RNA, 900 nt
Organism: Corylus avellana
Lineage: Eukaryota; Viridiplantae; Streptophyta; Magnoliopsida; Fagales; Betulaceae
Product: hevamine-A-like
Biological process (GO): carbohydrate metabolic process
Cellular component (GO): extracellular region
Molecular function (GO): chitinase activity
Source: RefSeq, a predicted model, not a curated record
AUGGCCAUCAAUCUUCGAGUCACACCUAUGCUCUUUGCCCUCUUACUCGCCCUGAGCCUAAUCCAAACCUCUAAUGCAGGUGGCAUUGCCAUCUAUUGGGGUCAAAGUGGCAGCGAGGGAACCCUAAUCCAAACCUGUGCCACCGGAAGAUACAAGUACAUAAACAUAGCCUUCCUCAACAAAUUUGGCGGUGGCCGAAAACCAGAAAUCAAUCUCGCAGGUCAUUGCAACCCAGCAUCCAACGGAUGCAAGAUUGUUAGCAAUGGCAUUAGAUAUUGCCAAAAGCGUGGAGUUAAGGUGAUGCUCUCCAUUGGAGGUGGAAUUGGAAGUUACUCCCUAACUUCUGCUAAGGAUACACAAAACACAGCACUCUAUUUGUGGAACAAUUUCUUGGGUGGCAAAUCAGCAUCACGUCCAUUAGGAGAUGCCAUAUUGGAUGGUAUAGACUUCGACAUAGAGGUCGGCUCGACAAAAUAUUGGGCUAACCUCGCACGAGACUUGAAGGCAUAUAGCAAGCCUGGAAGAAAGGUGUACUUAAGCGCAGCUCCCCAAUGUCCAUAUCCUGAUAGAUUUCUUGGUGACGCCCUUAACACAGGCCUUUUUGACUAUGUUUGGGUUCAAUUCUAUAAUAAUGGUCCGUGCCAAUAUAGUUCAGGUAACAUCAACAAACUUAUCGAUUCAUGGAACCUAUGGACUAAGUCAUUGAAGGCUGGAAAGUUAUUUUUGGGUUUACCGGCAGCUCCACAGGCAGCUGGAAGUGGGUAUGUUCCACCCAACGUGCUCACUUCUCAAAUUCUUCCUAUCAUCAAGAAGUCGCCAAAGUAUGGAGGUGUGAUGCUUUGGUCAAAGUAUUAUGAUGAUAGGACUGGAUAUAGUUCUAAAAUUAUAAAAAAUGUAUGA